This is a messenger RNA of Pochonia chlamydosporia 170, 1248 nucleotides long. RefSeq lists its product as hypothetical. The coding region runs from base 1 to 1248 and encodes 415 amino acids. Lineage: Eukaryota; Fungi; Ascomycota; Sordariomycetes; Hypocreales; Clavicipitaceae. The record is from RefSeq and is a predicted model, not a curated record. The transcript is spliced from 7 exons.
AUGUCAGAUCGCCUCAAAAAAUUCCCCGACCUCCCGCCGCGGGUGCAGCAGCAAAUCCUCAAUGGUCCAGCAAUGGCUCCUCCACCAGGCGUAGCGCCGAACCUCAACAAUCCAUCAAAUCACAACACUACGGGGAUAGUCUUUGGUGCAAUUUGUGUUGCCGUUGCUUCCAUCGCCUUCAUGCUUCGUCUUCACUGCCAAAUUAGGGUAUUGAGGAAAUGGAGGGUGUGUGACUCUCUCGGUUUACUGGCUUUUUUGGGGUAUAUUGGUGCGGCUGCGAGCUACUUCAUCUGCAUACAUUAUGGUGGGUUUUUGGUACACCAAUGGGAUGUUCGGUUCAAGGAAUUUCAAGUUGUCCUCCAGGCCGCCUUGUCCAUAACGGUAUCUUACGGUGUUCUGACAUUAUUUGCCAAAGUCGCCAUUUUGCUCGAAUGGAAUCGCAUCUUCAAUCCAAAUGGUGUCCGAAACGGUUUCUUCUGGGCUAGUAACAUCGUCCUUGUCGUCAAUAUUCUUCUCUAUACGAGUCUCACUAUUGCUGCACUGUUCUCUUGUUGGCCAGUCCAUUCUCUCUGGGAGCCGUGGGUUGACGGGCACUGCAUCAACAAACGGGCUUUGGAUCUGUGCUCCGCAUAUUUUAACCUCGUUGCUGAUCUCUUCAUUCUUUUGUUACCUCAGAAAGUAAUUUGGACAUUGCAAAUGUCGCGAGAGAGAAAAAUUGGCAUUUCAGCCAUUUUCUCGGUUGGUAUUAUAACUUGCCUCUGUGCUGUUGGUCGUAUAAUUCUUAUUCACCCCCUGAAGUAUGCUGGGGACGGAGAUACAAUAUUUCAGAUCUCAAAAAUAUUCCUUCUGAGUAUAGCAGAGGGAACAUUUGUUAUUCUCAUUUUCUGUAUGCCUGCCAUCCCAAAGGGCUUCACAGAGAGCUUGAUUGGACGCGGCGUCAUGUAUUCGCUACGUUCAAUCACAUCCAUCAACUUUUCCAGAAAGUUUUCGAGAAAGGGUAGCAAUGGAUCCUCUACGCCGUUUGAAAAUUCGAAACGCUAUGAUUCUAAGGUCGGUGAGGGUUUUGACACCGGCUCAGAAGUUCAUUUGGAUGAAUUAGAAAGCCAGAGGUUACCGGAGAGAACACAUGGGCACAAUCGAGGUGUUAUUGUCCGUCGUGUCGACAUUGAAUCACAUCACGAGUUGGCAAAUGCUGGGUCUCAACUCUCGCUUGUCUCCAAACAACAUCCAUGGGAGAUCGCGCGCUGA